Striga hermonthica is the source of this 1929-nucleotide messenger RNA. NCBI's taxonomy places the organism in Eukaryota, Viridiplantae, Streptophyta, Magnoliopsida, Lamiales, Orobanchaceae. The record is from the annotation of a GenBank genome assembly.
AUGCUUUCGUCGGUGGUUCAAAAGGGACAAUGGGUAUCAGGUUCUGCUGACGGUUUUCGAUCGGUGUUGGCGCUGGAAAUUGGUCUCUCCGUCGAGAAAAAAUGUCUAUUUAACGUGAAGAUGCGCGUUGCCAGAGGGUGGUCGAUUUCUCUCUGCGUCUCCUCGUUCUCCGCCUCCGCCCCUUUCCCUGUCUCGUCUUCUCGAUUUUCUCCGAGUAUUUCGCGUUUCGAUUUCCGGUUUUUCUGUUCUUCGAUCUUCGAUCGGUUCGAGGGUGCAAGGAAGGUGUGUCAUAGCGCAGUGCCUAGUAAUAAUAAACUUCACUCCAACAAUACUAUGGAUAGAGAGACUGUACAGUUUGAGAGGCCUACCGGCAUUGAGGCUGAUAAACAUCUUCAUGUGUGGUCAUCUCCAGAAGGAGGACAAAAGAUAGAUAUAGGAAAGAAGAUAUUCUGUAAUAGAUCUCUAAACAUGAGGAAUAUAGUUGCUGUUGGAUUCGAUAUGGACUACACUUUAGCACAAUACAAGCCAGAGACAUUUGAGUCACUUGCCUACGAAGGCACAGUUAAAAAGCUGGUUAAUGAUUUGGGAUAUCCUACAGAGCUACUGGAGUGGUCUUUCGACUGGACUUACAUGGUCAGAGGACUCGUUCUGGACAAAAAGAGGGGCAACAUACUGAAGAUGGAUCGGCAUAAAUAUGUUAAGGUGGCUUAUCAUGGAUUCACAGAGCUGUCGAAGGAAGAAAAGGUUGCUGCAUAUGGAAGCAGAUUGAUCCGUGAAGCAUUUGAUGAGCCUGAAUAUGCUCUGAUUGAUACUCUCUUCUCUUUGGCUGAAGCAUACUUGUUUGCACAACUUGUUGACUUUAAAGAUAAGAAUCCUGGAAAAAUCCAAGCAGACUACUCUCGCAUGUACAAAGAUGUUCGAGCUGCAGUUGAUUUGUGUCAUCGCGAUGGGACAUUAAAGAAGAUGGUCGCAAAGGAUCCUAAAAGGUAUAUAAAUGAGGACUCCUCAAUUGUGCCUAUGCUGAAGAUGCUUAGGGAUUCUGGCCGUGCCACAUUUCUGGUGACCAACAGCCUAUGGGAUUAUACCAAUAUUGUAAUGAACUUCCUUUGUGGACCAAGAGCAGGUGAUGAGGGCUCGGUCGACUCUUCUUUGAGUUUUGAUUGGCUUCGAUAUUUUGAUGUCAUUAUUACUGGAAGUGCAAAACCAGGUUUUUUCCAUGAUGAAAACCGUGCUAAUCUUUUUCAAGUUGAACCUGAGUCAGGAAUGCUUCUUAAUACAGAUAAUGGAACUCCUAUGCCUCAGGUAGAUGCUUCUCUAAGGUUGCCUUUGAAGAGCUUAGAUAAAAGUUCCCAAGUUUUCCAGGGAGGAAAUGUUGGGCAUCUGCAUAAGUUACUCUCUAUAGAGUCAAGCUCCCAGGUACUUUACGUUGGAGAUCACAUAUAUGGAGAUAUCUUGCGUAGUAAAAAAGUUCUAGGUUGGAGAACAAUGCUCGUUGUUCCUGAGCUUGAGAAAGAAGUCAAACUUCUAUGGACAUUGAGGGAUUCCCGCAAGCGACUUCAGUUAUUGAGGAACGAGCGUGACAAUAUUGAAGACCAGAUACAUCACCUGAAGUGGUCUCUCAGGUUUGAUGGUGUAAAUUUUGUGAACAAGGAAGAGAUAGCUGCUGAGCUUGACAAAUGCCAGUCUCAGCUGGAGUUGGUGCGGCUGAGUCAUCAAGAAGCUCAGCGAGAAUGCCACCAGAAGUUCCACAAGGUAUGGGGACAGCUGAUGAAGACUGGUUACCAGAACUCACGCUUCGCACAUCAGGUGGAAAGAUUUGCUUGCCUCUAUACCAGCCAAGUAUCCAAUUUGAGCCUCUAUUCACCUGAUAAGUACUACCGACCGGGUGAAGAUUUCAUGCCUCAUGAGUUUGAUAUCAUAUCUUUAUGA